CAGUUCUAUCUAUCAUUCAUAAAUGGAACGGCUAGAGUUCACAUCGUAAGAUGGAGCUGUUGUGCGUUUUAUUCGUAUUUAAUUUAAUAAAGUGCGGUAUCACAUUAAAUUUAGACUAUUUGGAUCCUGUGAAAUUACAAACGAAAACAUCGCCAAAAGUGCAGCAAGACGCCGCGUUUAAUAUUAUAAAUAAAUAUUUAUAUAAUGUACAAGUCGAAAUUAAUCCUGUUAUGUUCAAUGACCAUAAAGAUGUGUUCGCACUUCGAACUAUAAAUGGACAACUUCACAUCAGAGCGAGUUCCGGAGUAGCGGCUGUUUGGGGUUUCAAUCAUUAUUUAAAAAAAUACUGCAAGAGUCAGAUCGCGUGGCAAGUUCAGCGAGUGGUCAUCCCCGAUCCUUUGCCGGAGGUGGAUGAAACUAUUGUUGCGAACGACAGAUUCCGUUAUUAUCAAAAUGUUUGUACUUCGUCGUAUAGUUUCGUGUGGUGGAAACCAAAUUCCGAAUGGCCUCUCCACGUAGAAUGGAUGGCUUUGAAUGGAAUUAACCUGGCCCUAGCUCCCGUUGCGCAGGAGGCAGCUUGGGCAAAAAUUUACAGACGAUUGGGUAUGUCAGAAGAUGAUAUUAACAAACAUUUCACCGGACCGGGUUUCCUCGCUUGGCUUCGAAUGGGUAACGUACAUGGAUGGGGGGGACCUCUACCUAAAUCUUGGCAUGAUCUUCAAAAAGAGAUACAAGAUAAAAUGGUCGAUUUAAUGUUUAAGCUUGGAAUGGUACCCGUUUUCCCUGCGUUCAACGGACAUGUGCCCAGAGCAUUUCAAAAUAUAUACCCAAAUUUGACUUUAUACAAUGUUGGAACUUGGAACAAAUUCGAUACCGAUUACUGUUGUAAUUUGUUUAUCGAUCCAAAGGAACCGGAAUUUAAAGCAAUAGGUAAAAUGUUUUUAAAGGAAAUCACCGCUAGCACUGGCACAGGAAACAUUUAUGCAAUUGAUCCAUUUAAUGAAAUUAAAAUUAAACCGUGGUCUACGUCGCUGGUACAGGAAACUGCUAAGUCAAUAUUCGCCACCAUAACCGAAGUAGACAAAGAAGCGGUAUGGCUACUCCAAAACUGGAUGUUCGUUCACAACCCACUUUUAUGGCCUUUAAAGAGAGUACAGAAAUUUCUAACGGCUGUACCAAAGGGACGAAUGUUAUUACUCGAUCUGCAGUCGGAGCAAUGGCCGCAAUAUGAUUUAUACGAAAUGUAUUACGGGCAGCCCUUCAUCUGGUGUAUGCUCCACAAUUUCGGGGGUACCUUAGGUAUGUUUGGAAACAUGAAAACUAUAAACAGGGAUGUUUACAAAAUAAGAAAUCGUGUUAAUACAACGAUGAUCGGCAUAGGAAUUACUCCUGAGGGCAUCAAUCAAAAUUAUGUAGUUUACGAUUUGAUGUUAGAAAGCGCUUGGAGGACGAAUCCCGUUAAAGAUCUAGAUGAAUGGGUGGGUGAUUAUGCCGAACGACGAUAUGGAUGCAAUUUAACAGCCACAGCUUGGAGGUACUUACUGAAAAGUGUAUAUAGUUUUGACGGUCUCAAUAGAAUAAGAGGGAAGUACGUUAUAACACGCAGACCCAGUUUCACAAUAAGACCCUGGGCUUGGUACAAGAGCCACGACUUAUUUGAGGCAUUCAAAAUAUUUGCCUUUGCCGAUAGUAACGUGUGCAAUUCACCUGGAUUCCUACACGAUCUCGUUGACGUGACUAGACAAGGUUUACAAUACAGAGCUGAACAAUUAUAUGUUAAUUUAUUAAGAGAUAAAUCAUCUAAUAUACUAAUAUUCAAUUUCACAAUAAAUCGAUUUCUGGACGCCAUGAACGACAUGGAGGGCAUAUUGGCAACAAAUACUGAUUUCACUAUUACCAAUUGGCUACAAUCCGCGAAGCAAAUAGCUUCAACAAACGAAGACACAUAUUUGUAUGAUUUAAAUGCGCGUAAUCAAAUUACUCUAUGGGGCCCAAAGGGCGAAAUAACUGAUUACGCUUGCAAGCAAUGGGCGGAACUUUUUCACUAUUAUUAUAAGCCAAGAUGGUCGAGAUUCCUGCAAAUGGCUUUGGACGCCAAGAUAAGAAAUGAAACAUUCGAUGAAAGGAACGCUCAGCGCGUUGUGAGAUAUUCAGUUGAAGAACAAUUUUUAACUGUAAACAUUGACCCAUUGCCCAGUAAUGAUUCGAGAGUUGUGGCAGUUCGUUUGUACCAGAAAUGGGCUUUCGUGUCAGAUCUGGACGAUUUACCUUUGAACAUUAUCAAGCAGAACUCAGAAAGGGAGGAUUCCGAAGAAAUUACGCCAUCAGUUACAAUGUGGACUACUACGUCUGAUUGAUGACUUUAUUUAAAAUUAUAUUUUCAUUAUUAUUAUUUUUAUUUUUAUAUUUACUUACUCUUAGUGCAAAAGGUCGCAUGCACAAUUCCAUUUAUUUUACAAUAAAGAAUAAAACCUU
Molecule: messenger RNA, 2475 nt
Organism: Nymphalis io (European peacock)
Lineage: Eukaryota; Metazoa; Arthropoda; Insecta; Lepidoptera; Nymphalidae
Gene: Naglu
Product: alpha-N-acetylglucosaminidase
Exons: 1
Coding region: 51-2357 (768 amino acids)
Source: RefSeq, a predicted model, not a curated record